Molecule: messenger RNA, 1500 nt
Organism: Drosophila kikkawai
Lineage: Eukaryota; Metazoa; Arthropoda; Insecta; Diptera; Drosophilidae
Product: ribokinase
Biological process (GO): D-ribose metabolic process
Molecular function (GO): ribokinase activity
Source: RefSeq, a predicted model, not a curated record
AUAGUUUUCUUAUCAGUAAACGUCAGUCAUGAAAUGUUCUAUGAAAAUUUGUAAAGAAAUACUUAUCCAAAUUGCCGUCUAGAUGGGAAAGUCGCUGGAUGUCCUGGCCUUUGGGGCUGUUACCAUUGAAUACAUUUCACAUGUGGAGAAGCUGCCGAAACCCGGGGAAAUCGUAACCGGAUCCUAUAUGGAGACGUGUUUCGGCGGCAGGGCGGCCAACCAGUGUGUAGCCGCCGCCAAACUGGGGGCCUCCACGGCUCUGGUGGCCAAAGUGGGCAAGGAUAAAUCCGGCGACGAAUACCUGGAAUACCUAGAGAAUCUAUCGGUGGAAGUGAAGCACAUACGCCAGGUGAAGGACUGUCCCACGGGCAUGAGUGAGAUCGCCGCUUCGGAGGAGGGCGAGUUCUACACGAUCAAUGUGCCCGGUGCGAAUGCCUCCCUCUCCAGCAAGGACGUGAGUAAUGCAAAGAAUGCUUUCAAAAGGGCAAAAGUCCUCCUCUGUCAACUGGAGACAAACAUGCGGCUUACGACGUACGCCUUGCGUCAGUUUAAGGGAUUCUCUAUUCUGCAUGUUUCACCCCUGCGACCGGAUAUACCCGAUGACCUCAUAAAGUUACCAAGCAUUUUGGUGGCGAACGAGUUAGCCGCCGCCCAGCUGGCUGAUAUGGAGAAGGUGGAGACCUUGCAGCAGGCCAGGCAGGCGGCCGAGACCAUCCUCUCCAAGGGAGCAAAGAGCGUGAUCAUAACAAUGGGGGACCAGGGUGCAGUUCACAUGACAAAGGACAAAAAGGACAAGGCCAAGAACAAGGACAAGGCCACGGACAAGCAAGAAGACAAAGACAAGGAGCUCGUAUGCACCCAUGUUCCAGCCGCCGAUGUGCCCAACCUGGCGGACCGCUCUGGUGCCGGUGAUGCCUUCGUGGGCAGCUUGGCCUAUCACAUAACCCGCUUUCCAAAACUCCCACGGGAGCACCACAUCGCUGCUGCACAUUCUUGUGCCGCCCAAUCGAUGGGCAAGUUGGGCACUCAGCCCAGUUUCCCGGGAAAGGAAGGGGCGAAAAACGAUCUAUGCAUGACUACGCCCACCUACAAUGUCCUUCGAGAUGAAGAUCCAAGAGAUUCCUCGGAUUCUAAGCCAUCACCACCUCCUUCUCCUCCUCCUCCAGCUGCUGUCGCUGAAGAGCGUUCGUCAGCAGAUCCGCCCCCUAAGCAACCUUCAUCAGCUCGGGAAACUAUCAAUGAGGCCCCAGAGGAACCUGAAAAGAAAGCAAAAUCCAAGAAAAAAUUUGGGAAAUCAAAGCUAGAGGAAUAAAAGCCACCUGACUUGAAGCAAAUUUUAAUGAAAUCCAUCAUAGAACAGUAAUAUGCUUUUUAGGAAAUUUACCGAAAAUUUUAAAAAUUUAAUUGUCAAUUUCUGAUAUUUCUUUAAAUAUUAAGAGGUUUAGAAAUUAUGUAAAAAGGUCUAUAAAUUAAAGAACACUGCACAUUAUUUUCAUGUUA